Populus trichocarpa (black cottonwood) is the source of this 983-nucleotide messenger RNA. Its product is annotated as ras-related protein Rab7. The record is from RefSeq and is a predicted model, not a curated record. Bases 137 to 760 code for a protein of 207 amino acids. Gene Ontology annotation, molecular function: GTP binding; GTPase activity. The transcript has 7 exons. Gene Ontology annotation, cellular component: vacuolar membrane. Lineage: Eukaryota; Viridiplantae; Streptophyta; Magnoliopsida; Malpighiales; Salicaceae.
CUCUCUCUCUCUCUAUCUCUCUCUCUCUCUCCCCCCCCCCCCCCCCCCCCCCUAAAAACAAACCAUAAUUUUCUGAACUAAAAAAAGAAAAAGAAAAACAGAAUUGCCUUCUCAAAAAAAGUUCCUUGAAGAAUCAAUGGCUACUCGUAGACGCAUGCUCUUGAAGGUUAUAAUUCUCGGUGACAGCGGGGUAGGCAAGACAUCACUAAUGAAUCAGUAUGUGAAUCGAAAGUUCAGUAAUCAAUACAAGGCGACGAUAGGAGCUGACUUCUUAACCAAAGAAGUCCAUUUUGAGGAUAGAUUGUUCACAUUGCAGAUAUGGGAUACUGCAGGACAAGAGAGGUUUCAAAGUCUUGGAGUGGCUUUCUACCGUGGUGCAGACUGUUGUGUUCUUGUGCAUGAUGUGAAUGUCAUGAAGUCAUUUGAGAAUCUUAAUAAUUGGCGAGAAGAGUUUCUGAUUCAGGCUAGCCCAUCCGACCCUGAAAACUUCCCAUUUGUUGUGUUGGGGAACAAGAUAGAUGUUGAUGGAGGCAAUAGUCGAGUGGUUUCUGAGAAGAAAGCGAAGGCAUGGUGCGCUGCUAAGGGAAACAUACCUUACUUUGAGACUUCCGCAAAAGAAGGCUUCAAUGUGGACGCUGCAUUUCAGUGCAUAGCCAAAAAUGCGCUUAAGAAUGAACCUGAAGAAGAAAUAUACCUUCCUGACACCAUUGAUGUUGCGGGUGGAGGGCGACAACAAACGUCCACCGGGUGCGAAUGUUGAAAGAACUUCCAGACCAGCUCUGUUUAUUUCCAUUAGCAACACAAGUUUCAUCACUACGUUAUCAUUCGGUCAGGUCAUUAAAAAUAUUAUCUUUGCAUCGUAAAAGUGGCUCUGAAAGCAUAAUUGUAUUUCGUCGUGACGUGUCCUUGUAUUUGUAUUCAAUCUUGUAAUCACAAUCCAUUUGGAUUCCUAUACACCAUAUCAUCUGCACUUAGUACAAGAA